AAAGUUUUUGAGUUAAAUGAUGACUUUUCCAUUAUAAAACCCAACAAAGGCAAAGCCAAAGCCUAUCCUCACAAACUCCAAUUGUGAAAGAAAAAUGGAAGGUAAGGAAGAAGAUGUUAAGCUAGGAGCCAACAAGUUCUCAGAGAGGCAACCCAUCGGGACCUCGGCUCAAACAGACAAAGACUACAAGGAGCCACCACCCGCACCCCUCUUCGAGCCAGGUGAGCUCUCCUCAUGGUCUUUUUACCGAGCCGGGAUUGCAGAGUUCAUAGCCACUUUCUUGUUCUUGUACAUCUCUGUCUUGACCGUCAUGGGUGUCGUCAAAUCUCCUACAAAGUGUGGUACUGUUGGUAUUCAAGGGAUUGCUUGGGCUUUUGGUGGUAUGAUCUUUGCUCUUGUCUACUGCACUGCUGGUAUCUCAGGAGGACACAUCAACCCAGCUGUGACGUUUGGUUUGUUGCUAGCUAGGAAACUGUCUUUAACGAGGGCAGUGUUCUACAUGGUGAUGCAGUGUCUUGGAGCCAUCUGUGGUGCAGGUGUGGUCAAAGGGUUCCAGGGUAAACACGAGUACACCACUUUGGGUGGUGGAGCCAAUGUUGUAGCCCAUGGUUACACCAAGGGUGAUGGUCUUGGUGCUGAGAUUGUUGGCACCUUUGUUCUUGUCUACACUGUUUUCUCUGCCACUGAUGCCAAAAGAAGUGCAAGAGACUCGCAUGUCCCUAUUUUGGCUCCUUUGCCAAUUGGGUUCGCGGUUUUCUUGGUCCACUUGGCCACUAUCCCGAUCACCGGAACUGGUAUCAACCCCGCGAGAAGUCUUGGAGCUGCAAUCAUCUACAACAAGGACCACGCUUGGGAUGACCAUUGGAUUUUCUGGGUUGGACCGUUCGUUGGAGCUGCACUUGCUGCUUUGUAUCACCAGAUUGUCAUCAGGGCCAUUCCUUUCAAGAGCAGAUCUUAAGCAUAAACUUGUCUACUUGUUUGAUUGGUUGUGCUGUUGUUGUUCUCUAGCCAAAUGUGGAUUUAGUGUUUCUUUAUAGCCAGCCUUAUGUUGAUUGAUGAAUGUGUGUAAAUUACCUGUCUGUCUACCCUUGAGUUGGUGUUGGAUUGAUGCUAAGUUAUAAUUAUGGACAAUGUUUGAGAAUGUUUUUUUUUAUUUUUUUUAUUUAAGUUC
Molecule: messenger RNA, 1171 nt
Organism: Helianthus annuus (common sunflower)
Lineage: Eukaryota; Viridiplantae; Streptophyta; Magnoliopsida; Asterales; Asteraceae
Product: aquaporin PIP1-3
Exons: 4
Coding region: 95-958 (287 amino acids)
Biological process (GO): transmembrane transport; response to water deprivation
Cellular component (GO): plasma membrane; plasmodesma; vacuole
Molecular function (GO): water channel activity
Source: RefSeq, a predicted model, not a curated record